AUGAUGCUCAAGCACACCGCCCUCGCCGCGGCCCUCUUCGCCGCCGGCGCCCUCGCCAAAUGCGAGAAUGUCAUCGUCCCCAGCUACCAGAGUCCCACCCUCGCCUCGGGCUGGCAAGGCCAACUUGUCGCCAACGGAUUCAAGAAGCCCCGGACGCUGCACUUCGACACCGAGGGCAGUCUUAUUAUCCUCGAUGCGGGCGUCGGUGUCCGCCGCGUCAAGUUUACUGACAAUGGUGAUACUUGUCUCGAGGUAGCCGAGAAUAAGCUCCUCAUUGACAACAAGGACUUGAACCAUGGCCUCGCCUUCUCCGGCGACGGCAAGACCCUCUACGCAUCCACCGAAGAAUCCGUCUUCGCCUACACCUACGACGCCAAAGCCGGCACAGUCGCGGACGCCUCCUCCCCGCGCACCGUCAUCGACGGCAUGUCCAGCAACGACCACCUAACGCGCACCCUCCUCAUGUCCCAGAAAUCCCCCGGCUUCCUCGCCGUCUCACGCGGCAGCGACGAAAACUUCGACGUCGACGCCGAGGACCCCACGACGGGCGUGUCGCAGAUCAAGAUCUUCGAUCUGAACAAGCUGGCGAGCGGAGCCAAGUACACCUUCAACUCGGACGGAAGGCGGCUCGGAUGGGGUCUGAGGAACUCGGUGGGUAUUGCUGAAGAUCCUGAUUCGGGGAGGAUUUACUCCGUCGAGACCUCUGUGGAUGAGGUUACGAGGAAUGGGCAGAAUAUCGAGAAGAACAAUCCUGGGGAGGAGUUGAAUAUGCACAGCAAGGCGACGGAGACUGCGGAGGGCGGGAAUUAUGGAUAUCCCUAUUGCUAUCCGAUUUGGGAUACGAACGUGCCUGAUAACGAAGGUCUCCAAACGGGUGAUCUGUUUAGCACGAACGAGACGCAUAUUACGGACGAGAAAUGCGCCGAGGAUACCGUUGCUCCUCGAUUGGUUUUCCCGGCUCACACGUCGCCUUUGAAUCUCCUGUUCAACUCCGACGGAAGCACUCUCUACAUAUCCUUCCGCGGAAGCUUCGACCCCACAAACCCAGUCGGCUACAUGGUCUCAACCGUCUCCUUCACCAACGGCCAACCCACCGCCCGACUCUCCGCAACAGACGCCCUCACCCCCAUCUUUACGAACCCCUCCCUCUCCGCCUGCCCCGCCAACUGCUUCCGCCCCGUCGGCCUCGCCUUCGACUCCCAGGGCCGCCUCUGGGUCUCCGCCGACAGCACCGGGGAGAUCUAUGUUCUCAAGAAACUCGCCGACGCUGCUGCCCCUGGCGUCUUCGUCUCGAAGCCUGAUGAGAGCGGUGCGGGGACGCCGGGUGCGUUUGGGUUGCAGGGGGUUUUGGUGGGGGGUGCUGCUUUUGCUGUGGCGGCGUUGAUUGCUUUGUGA
Scedosporium apiospermum is the source of this 1395-nucleotide messenger RNA. Its product is annotated as Glucose sorbosone dehydrogenase. The record is from RefSeq and is a predicted model, not a curated record. The transcript is spliced from 3 exons. Bases 1 to 1395 code for a protein of 464 amino acids. NCBI's taxonomy places the organism in Eukaryota, Fungi, Ascomycota, Sordariomycetes, Microascales, Microascaceae.